CUGGGUUUGCGUAUCGGCAGCAUUGUUUGGGACAUCGGAGCCGGAACCGGAUCGGUAGCCAUCGAGGCUGCCCGCAUCGCCUCCCAAGGGCGCGUUUACGCUGUGGAUCGUGACGACGCCAAUUCGCACCUGUUGGAGCAAAACGUAAAAAAGUACGGGGACGGGCGAGUCUCCGUGAUUAUUGGAGAAGCACCCGGCGUUUUGGCAAACCUUCCCGAUCCAGACGCGGCAUUCAUCGGCGGCGGCGGCAGAGCCCUCCCGGAGAUUCUGGUCGCCGUUGUCCCACGGUUGCGGCCUGCCGGGCGCGUGGUCGCGAAUUUCGCGGCAAUCGAAAGGGCUAACUUUGCCUACAAAAGCCUGCGCGAUGCCGGUAUGUCACCCGAGUUGACAAUGGUAACCGCCGCACGGGGACGCGAACUACCCGACGGGGCGCUGCGAUUGGAAUCCAUGAAUCCUGUCUUUGUGGUCUGGGGACAGCGAUGA
Geodia barretti is the source of this 483-nucleotide messenger RNA. NCBI's taxonomy places the organism in Eukaryota, Metazoa, Porifera, Demospongiae, Tetractinellida, Geodiidae. The record is from the annotation of a GenBank genome assembly.